Messenger RNA from Chenopodium quinoa (quinoa), 2883 nucleotides. RefSeq names its product protein FAR1-RELATED SEQUENCE 4-like. NCBI's taxonomy places the organism in Eukaryota, Viridiplantae, Streptophyta, Magnoliopsida, Caryophyllales, Amaranthaceae. The transcript has 4 exons. The record is from RefSeq and is a predicted model, not a curated record. Gene Ontology annotation, biological process: regulation of DNA-templated transcription. Bases 293 to 2551 code for a protein of 752 amino acids. Gene Ontology annotation, molecular function: zinc ion binding.
UGUACCCAAAAGGCCAAAACCCUUUUGACUAAAAUAACCAAGCAAAAGCCCAACAUAUCAUCUCCUUUCCUAAUUUGGAAUUAACACAGAUUUAACUCACCUCCCUCUCUCUCUCUCUCUUUCUUUGAUUUCUCCGGCAAUUCUUCCUCCCAGAGUCCCAGGCUCGUCAGGGAAUAAUGUACUUAAUGGAAACUCUAUUUGACAAAAUAAUGGCUGUAAAUGGGUGACUGUAAUCUGAUUUUCAUAUUGAGCUGCAUGGUAGAUGUGGGAGAAUUGGGAAUCUGAUUGUUAAAUGGAAUCUAACACUACCAUGGCUACCUCAGACUUGGAGCCUCAUGAGGAGAUGGAGUUUGAGUCGCACGAGGCAGCAUAUGAAUUUUAUAAAGAAUAUGCGAAGUCUUUGGGAUUUGGAACUGCUAAGUUGAGCAGUCGCCGUUCAAGGGCUUCAAAGGAAUUUAUUGAUGCGAAAUUUUCAUGCAUAAGGUAUGGGAACAAGCAGCAGUCUGAUGAUGCUAUUAAUCCUCGGCCUUCUCCCAAGAUAGGUUGCAAGGCUAGCUUGCACGUGAAAAGAAAGCAGGAUGGAAAGUGGUAUGUGUAUAAUUUUGUCAAGGAGCAUAACCAUGAACUUCUACCUGAACAGGCGCAUUUCUUCCGAAGCCAUAGGGAUUUGGACCCACUAAAGAAUGAUGUUCGAUUGCGCAGACGCAAAAUUUUAGCUUCUGUAUCCAAACGAUUCAGUGCGUAUCAGAAUGUUGGUUGUUUGGACAAUCUUAAAAGAAGCCAACAUGCCAAGGGGCGGAGUCUGUCUUUAGAAGCUGGAGAUUCACAAAUGCUGCUUGAUCUUUUCAUGCAAAUGCAAGAAGAGGAUCCAAAAUUCUUCUAUGCUGUGGAUUUGAAUGAAGAGAAUCGGUUGAGAAAUGUUUUCUGGGUUGAUACAAAAGGCUUAACUGAUUAUAGUUACUUUAGUGAUGUAGUAUCUUUUGACACUACAUAUGUUAAGAACAACUACAAGAUUCCAUUGGUUUUGUUUGUUGGAGUUAAUCAUCAUAUCCAACCGUUAUUACUGGGUUGUGCACUGAUUGCAGAUGAAUCGGUGCAUACCUUUCUUUGGUUGAUACAGACAUGGCUCAUGGCAGUGGGUGGACAACCUCCUCUAGUUUUACUUUCUGGUGAGAAUAAUGCUUUGCAAACAGCUAUUGCUGAACUUCUCCCUGAUACUCGCCAUUAUUUUUCCCUGUGGCAUAUAUUUGAAAAAAUCCCUAAUCAGUUAGAAUAUAUAAAUAUAUGGCUUGAUAAUUUUGUUGAAAAGUUCAAUAAAUGCAUCUAUAGAUCAUGGACAGCAGAGCAGUUUGAUAAGAGAUGGUUGGAGUUGGUUGAAAAGUUUGAACUUCAAGAUGACGAAUGGUUAAGAUCGAUGUAUGGUAAUCGUAUCCGCUGGGUGCCACUAUUUAUGAGAGGUGUGUCGUUUGCUGGGUUGUCCACCAGAUCACGGUCUGAAUGUUUGAACUCUUUCUUUGAUAAGUAUAUCAAUGCAGAAUCUUCUUUGAGAGAUUUUUUAGAACAAUAUAAACUUCUAUUAUGUGAUAGGUAUGAAGAGGAGGCCAAGGCAGAGUUUGAUGCAUGGCAUGAAGCUCCUGACUUGAAGUCUCCAUCUCCUUUUGAGAAGCAGAUGUCCUGGGUUUAUACACAUGAAAUUUUUAAGAGGUUUCAGGUAGAGGUUUUGGGAGCUGCUGCAUGCCAUUUAAAGAAGGAAAAAGAAGAUGAAACUGGCAUAACAUAUACUGUUAAAGACUUUGAGAAUAAUCAGGAUUUCAUUGUAGAAUGGAAUGAAUCAAGGUCUGAGAUCUGUUGUUUGUGCCGUAUGUUUGAGCACCAUGGUUACCUUUGUCGACAUGCUAUCGUUGUUCUGCAGAUGUCUGGUGUUUUUAGCAUCCCUUCUAAAUAUGUAUUGCAACGCUGGACAAGUGCUGCAUUAAGCAGGCAUUCAAUCAGUGGAAAGCUGGAUGAGGUGCAGGCUAAAGUUCGUAGGUACAAUGAUCUUUGUCGGAGAGCCUUAAUCUUGGCUGAAGAAGGUUCUCUGUCUAUUGAGAGCUAUAAUGUUGCAGUAUCUUCUAUAAGAGAUGGAUUUCAGCAGUGUGACCAUGUGAAUGGGUCUCUUGAACAGGAUUUGAGACCCAAUUCUUGUUUAGAUUAUUCAACUAAUUGCCAUGAGGAUGAUAAUCGAGGUAUCCAUUCAAGAUUAUGUGACGCUGAGCCAGAUAUAAGAUUGAUUGAGACAACUGCAGUUCCUGAGAUUGGAAGUGGUGACGUCAAUGUGAACAACACCAGAGAAAGGGGUGAUUCAUGCAUUUUCCAUCAGGAUCCACUGGACCAAAAUAUUGCAGCAGUUGGACCUGAACAUGGCUUUACUCAAGUGGAAACUCCAAAUACAAGGCCUGCUCAUUUGCACAAUAUGUUUCCCGUACCCUUUAAUAAUGGAAUGCCAAAUAUGUACCAAGGGGCAGCACCAGGGCAGUUUCAUCAUGGACCAUGGCAAGAAAAACACCUUUAACAUUAGCUAUUGAAUGGAAAACAACACUGAUUUCUGACAUGAGCUGAAGGAUGUAAAGCAUCCUGAUCUGGCUUCCAUCUUCGUUUCGUAGUUCUGACCAAUAUUUAACCUUCAGAAAAGUUCAGGUAUUACUAACUUAAGUAGGAUGUCUAUACAACGUAAAUCAAACUUUGUCCUCUCCGCAAUUCAUGUAUAGUAACUUGACUGACUUCUUGUGCAACAGUGUUUUAUGUAGGAGUAGGCAGGAUGAGCUAGGUCAAAUAUCUACAGAUUUAUACGGAUAAGUGUAUAAUAAAUGAUUAUGUUAGCAAUCAAAAUUUUAUUGCUAGUAA